Molecule: messenger RNA, 3231 nt
Organism: Daphnia pulex (common water flea)
Lineage: Eukaryota; Metazoa; Arthropoda; Branchiopoda; Diplostraca; Daphniidae
Product: multiple epidermal growth factor-like domains protein 6
Exons: 58
Coding region: 93-3095 (1000 amino acids)
Molecular function (GO): heme binding; oxygen binding
Source: RefSeq, a predicted model, not a curated record
GAAGAUGCUGAGCUUCAGAAACUGGUCGACUACAAGGACCAUCCAACCACGAAUUGGAAGCACAAAUUUUACACAAGUUUGAGAAAAGCACCAUGAGUAUCACUAAGAUUCUCAUUUUGAUUGCUGUCUGCCUGGCAGCAGUAAGCGCUCACAAUUGCCCUUACAGCAAACGAUCUGCUGGGAAGAACCCUCAUAGCGCCAUCGACUUAACUGGUAAAGGAACAGGGUGCCCUUACGGAUAUACGAAAUCCGCUGGUUAUAGAACCCAAAGCAAAUGCCCUUACGGAUAUCCGAAAUCUGGAUUCAAUGAUGGACAGUGUCCUCAUGGAUUCAAAAAUACUAGCCCCGGAAGUGGAUGCCCCUGGGGAUUUAAUAAGCAAUCGUCUGUCGCUGGAACCAAAUGUCCAUUCGGAUAUGACAACGCCUUCGCUUCCAAAUCUGGCUGUCCUUAUGGCUUUAAGAAUUCCGACAAAGGAUGCCCACUUGGCGUUAAGAGAGGAUUGGUUGAAGGAUCUAAAUGCCCAUUCGGAUACAAGAAAGAAUCUAUCGGUGACGGGAAGUGCCCAGCUGGAUUUUCCGGAGUUUCAACUGGAAAGGGUUGCCCUAUUGGCUUCAAGCGACAAUUGGUUGAAGGAUCUCUAUGCCCCUUCGGAUACACCAGUGAAGAUGCGGCUGCUCCAGGCUGUCCUCACAAUUUCAAGAAAGGUGCUUCCGGAUGUCCAUUGGGACUGAAGAAAGGAUUAGUAGCUGGUUCUAAAUGCCCGUAUGGUGGAACUUUUGAAUCGGCUAACGACGGUAAAUGCCCUUUCGGAUACAAGUCAUCUGGAUCCGGAAAUGGAUGCCCUCUUGGACUGAAGAAACAACUAGUUGCAGGAAGCAAAUGCCCUUACGGAUUCGAUGGAGCUGCCAUGGCGGCCCAUGGUUGCCCACAUGGAUUUAAGAAAUCGGCUUCUGGCUGUCCCUAUGGCUUCAAUAAACCCGCUACAGCUUCUAACAAAUGCCCAUAUGGUUACGAGAAAAAAGCUGGAUACAGGACUAAAAGCAGCUGUCCGUACGGAUAUCCGAAAUCCGGAUUCAAUGACGGACAAUGCCCACAUGGAUUCAAAGCAACUGGUUCAAGUGCUGGAUGCCCAUGGGGUUUUGCGCAAUCAUCUGUGGCUGGAACCAAAUGCCCAUUCGGAUAUGACAAAGCCUCCGCUUCCAAGUCUGGCUGUCCUUACGGCUUCAAGAAUACUGACACGGGAUGCCCACUAGGAGUGAAGAAAGGACUCGUCGAAGGAUCAAAGUGCCCAUUCGGAUACAACAAAGAAUCAAUUGGCGACGGAAAGUGCCCCGCUGGAUUUUCUGGAGUCUCGACUGGAAAGGGUUGCCCUAUUGGCUUUAAGCGACAAUUGGUUGAAGGAUCUCUAUGCCCCUUCGGAUACACUAGAGAAGAUGCGGCUGCACCAGGAUGCCCUCACAACUUCAAGAAAGGUGUCUCCGGAUGUCCAUUGGGACUCAAGAAAGGAUUAGUCGCUGGAUCCAAAUGCCCUUACGGCGGCACUUUCGAAGGAGCUAAUGACGGAAAGUGUCCAUUUGGAUACAAGUCGACUGGUUCUGGUAAUGGCUGCCCACUCGGACUGAAGAAACAACUAGUUGCAGGAAGCAAGUGCCCCUACGGAUUUGGCAGUGAUGCUGCAGCUAACGGAUGCCCCCACGGCUUUAAGAAAUCUGCAUCUGGCUGCCCUUAUGGUUUCAGCAAAACACAAGCAACUGCGCACAAAUGUCCUUACCACUCGAUGAAAGCCGACUACAAGGCCAAGAGCAGAUGCCCCUACGGAUACCCGAAGGUCGGAUUCAAUGACGGAAACUGCCCACAUGGAUUCAAUAAGACUGGCUCUGGCGAUCCUUGCCCAUUCGGAUUCAAGCAAUCUUCAUCGGAUUCCACCCGUUGCCCAUUCGGCUACUCCGCAUCUGAGAUUAAGCCCGGUUGUCCCCUGAACUUCAAGAAAUCUGACUCUGGCUGCCCUCUUGGUUUAAAGCGAGGAUUGGUGGAAGGAUCUACGUGCCCCUUCGGUUACACGAGAGAGGCUGCUACUGAUGGAAAAUGCCCACUUGGAUUUGAGGGACCUACUUCUGGAAAGGGAUGCCCUCUUGGACUCAAGAAACGUUCGGUAGAAGGAACUCUAUGCCCUUACGGAUACACAAAGGAGGGAGCAGCAGCUUCCGGUUGCCCUUACGGAUUCAAGAAAAAUGCUGGUGGAUGUCCCUUCGGUAUCAAGCGAGGACUAGUUGAAGGCUCGAAAUGCCCAUUUGGAUUUUCGCUCACCCAAUCGACCGAUGGCAAGUGUCCCCUCGGCUUCGUGUCUUCCGGUUCUGGACACGGUUGUCCCUUUGGAAUCAAAAAACAGAUGGUUGCCGGAAGUAAAUGUCCUUAUGGAUUCACGACCGCCGAUGCUUCAGCUAGUGGUUGCCCUCAUGGCUUCAAGAAAUCUGCUAAUGGACAAGGAUGCCCAUUCGGAAUUCAAAAAUCAUCUCUCAAGCUUGGAUCCAAUUGUCCUUACAGCCAUGGUCAUGGAUCAAAAUGCCCAUACAGUAAACAAGGAUCUAAGUGCCCUCACAGUCAACAUGGAACCAAAUGCCCCCACAAAUGUGGUCACAGUUCCAAGACUCAGACCCGUGAAUACGCCAUGAAGGAGGCUGAUCGCACUUUGGUCCAAGGAACUUGGAGAAUCGCCAAGAAGAAUGGAAACAUCGCCCCCAAAGCCUUUAUUCGUUAUUUCAAACUGAAACCCGAGGCCCAGAAGCAGUUCGCUGCCUUCGCCGAUGUCGAUUUGGCUGACCUGCCAACCAACAGUCAUUUCCUCAACCAAGUCUACACUUGCCUGGCCGGUUUGAAUGCCUACAUGGAGAACCUAGGCAAGAACCCUAAACAAUGCCCCCACCUAAAUUCACCAGUCUUCAAAGCUGUCAAGCCUGAUGAUCUUAAAUUAUUUGGUGAGGUCAUGUUUACGGUCAUGGAAGAAGAACUCGGUCAAUCCUUCUCCACUGAGGCAAGAAAAGCCUGGAAAGAUGGUUUGAUUGCUUGUGACGUGGCUUUUCGCAAGUCUCAUUAAUUCCCAGACGAAAUACUUUACGCUACACUAAAUUUCUAAUCUGAUUUGACGUUCUUCCGAGGUUUUUUUUUGUCUUCUUACAAUGUUAAAACUGUAGCCUUAAUCAUUUGUGAAAAUACACAAUUUUAGCAGCAUA